CAACCCGCCUGCUGUCGUGGGAGCUCUUUCCCUUGCAGAGGGGCUGAGCUGUGUGUGUGUGUGUGUGUCUGUGCGUGCGUGCGCGCAGGCGGGGGGUGGCUGCCUUAUGGAUUUAUUCAAGGCUGGGAGUGAACACAUGGGUGGUGGUGGUUGUGUUUCUUUGGCCCACGGCGCCUCUCAGACUUGCCUGCUGGGGUUAUGGAUUCAAUCAUUAUUCAGGAGCUGUUAGUGGAACGGCUGCUUUGUCCCCGGACGCAGGCCCAGAGAAGCCACCCGGUCAAGCUGAAGGACCACGAGAAGCAGUAUGUGGGAUUCGCCACUCUGCCUAACCAGGUGCACCGGAAAUCUGUGAAGAAGGGCUUCGACUUCACCUUGAUGGUAGCCGGAGAGUCGGGCCUGGGGAAAUCUACCUUGGUGAAUAGCCUGUUCCUGACAGAUCUUUACAAAGACAGGAAGCUUCUCAACGCAGAGGAGCGAAUCAGCCAAACGGUGGAGAUCCUGAAACACACCGUGGACAUCGAGGAGAAGGGCGUCAAGCUGAAGCUGACGAUAGUCGACACCCCGGGCUUUGGAGAUGCUGUUAACAACACUGAGUGCUGGAAGCCCAUCACCGAUUACAUCGACCAGCAGUUCGAACAGUAUUUCCGUGACGAGAGCGGCCUGAACCGGAAGAACAUCCAGGACAACCGAGUGCACUGUUGCCUCUACUUCAUCUCGCCCUUUGGACACGGGCUGAGGCCGGUGGACGUCGAGUUCAUGAAGGCUCUGCACGAGAAGGUGAACAUUGUGCCCCUGAUCGCCAAGGCCGACUGCCUGAUCCCCAGUGAGAUCCGGAAGCUAAAGGAGAGGAUCCGGGAAGAGAUCGACAAGUUUGGGAUUAAAGUUUACCAGUUCCCAGACUGCGACUCUGAUGAAGAUGAGGAAUUCAAACAGCAGGACCGGGAGCUGAAGGAGAGCGCUCCCUUCGCCGUCAUCGGUAGCAACACAGUGGUGGAGGCCAAAGGCCAGAGAGUGCGUGGGCGGCUGUACCCAUGGGGCAUCGUGGAAGUGGAAAACCAGGCGCACUGUGAUUUUGUGAAGCUGCGGAACAUGCUGAUUCGGACGCACAUGCAUGACCUGAAGGAUGUCACCUGUGAUGUUCACUAUGAGAACUACAGAGCUCAGUGCAUCCAGCAGAUGACCAGUAAGCUGACUCAAGACAACAGGAUAGAAAGCCCCAUCCCUAUCCUGCCCCUUCCGACGCCUGAUGCUGAAACGGAGAAGCUGAUCAAAAUGAAGGAUGAAGAAUUGCGGAGGAUGCAGGAGAUGCUGCAGAAGAUGCAGCAGCAGAUGCAGGACCAGUGAGAACCAGAAGGAUGGAGGGCAAAGGGAAUCCCUGGCGACCUUCUGGGUCCCAGCUUGAGAAGUGGCCGUUGUAGGAAGAAGUUCCCCAUUACCUAGAGACUUGUGGGCGAGAGCUGUGCCCCCCCACCCCCUAAUUUAUUAGCAGUGACACUGGCUUUUCUGUCAGCUGGAGUGCGGAAGAGGCUCUUCACUUAGCAAUU
Chelonoidis abingdonii (Abingdon island giant tortoise) is the source of this 1544-nucleotide messenger RNA. It is a transcript of the gene SEPTIN5, whose product is annotated as septin 5. Gene Ontology annotation, molecular function: GTP binding. The record is from RefSeq and is a predicted model, not a curated record. Lineage: Eukaryota; Metazoa; Chordata; Testudines; Testudinidae.